AUGAAGCUGGCGACGAUUUCCUUGUUCGGCCUCGCUGUGGCUAUGUCCGAGUUCCGGUUCGCGUACGGCGAUCAGUGCCCUGCCUUGGAAGCAGCUGUGGAGGAGGCCCGCAUGGACGUCGAAACUGCCAGCUCGAACGUCGAAACGGCCCGCCAGGCCGUCGUUGCCGCUGAGGAUGAACUUGACCAACGCACGGCAGACCUUGCAGCGGCGCAGCAGGAGUUUGCUGGGUGUCAGGGGUGGACUCCGACGGUUGGCCAGACGUGGAACUACCACCUGAACGUCGGAGAGAACCUCCCGAAGCCCGGCGAGGUUACCGAUGACACUCCCGAAGCGGACGUCUAUAUGAUCGAUAUGGAUUCGGAUGGCAUCGAAGACACGAUCGAAGCCCUCCACAGCGACGGGAAGUACGCCGUCUGCUACAUCUCGAUCGGGACGUGGGAGCCCUGGCGCGCCGACAAACACGAGUUCCCCCAGGAAGCUCUCAAGAAUAACCUGGCCAACUGGCCGGACGAGCAGUGGAUCGACAUUGGGUACACCGGGAAGGGCCAAACGGACAAGACCGUCAUGGACAUCAUGAAAGCUCGUGUGGAUAGGGCGGCAUCCCUGGGGUGUGACGGGAUCGAGCCGGACAACAUGUCGGUGGCCUUCGAAGACUCCGGCUACACCGGAAUCGAAUCUGUUACGCAGGCGAAGAACCUCGAAUACAACGAGGAAUUCGCCCAAUAUGUCAAGGCGCAGGGAAUGAAAGUUGCCAUGAAGAACCUCAUUUGGGAAACGACCGAAGUGAACCUGAAGGAACACGCCCAGAACUACGACUUCGCCAUUGUCGAGGAGUGCGCGCAGUACAACGAAUGCGGCCUCGCCGAGGAAUGGAACAUGGGUGAUGACGUGUCGCCAAAGAAGCCGGUCUUCCACGUCGAGUACCGCGAGAGUGGCCGCAGUUCGAUCCGAAACAUGUGCAGCGGCAAGGCUAACUCGGACUACAAGGAUUUCGCCACCAUCGUCAAGACGUACCCAGUGUGGGGGCCGUACUGCACGUGCGACGAAUCCAAUGUGUGGAGGUGCGCCAGAAGUCUGAACCGGGACUUUUGA
This is a messenger RNA of Ectocarpus siliculosus, 1095 nucleotides long. The record is from the annotation of a GenBank genome assembly. Lineage: Eukaryota; Phaeophyceae; Ectocarpales; Ectocarpaceae.